Molecule: messenger RNA, 3769 nt
Organism: Pieris rapae (cabbage white)
Lineage: Eukaryota; Metazoa; Arthropoda; Insecta; Lepidoptera; Pieridae
Gene: Lis-1
Product: lissencephaly-1 homolog
Exons: 10
Coding region: 261-1496 (411 amino acids)
Molecular function (GO): protein binding
Source: RefSeq, a predicted model, not a curated record
CGAAUUUUCAGUUUGUCAUUUGAGACUUGAGUAGAAUUUCAAUCGGUGAUCCAUUGCUGAUUCCAUCGAAAACGGUUUCUGCCUUGAGCCCAGUGUGAAGUGAAAUAAAGUGUGUGAUAAAUAAUUAGAUUCAGUGCAAGAUUAAGUGUUUGUAUCUUUUUGUGUGAUAAUGGCAACGGUCUUAACACCAUCACCUGCCUGAAUUUACAACUCAAGUGCAGAAAACCUAAGGCCCAAGUAUCAAGCAUCACCCAACCACAAUGAAAAUGGUGUUGUCACAACGACAACGAGAGGAGCUCAACAAAGCUAUCGCCGACUACUUAGGCAGCAAUGGAUACACGGACGCGCUGGAAGCGUUCAAGAAGGAAGCGGAUAUGACAGGCGAAAUGGAUCGAAAAUUUGGUGGCCUCCUCGAGAAGAAGUGGACGUCUGUUAUCAGGCUACAGAAAAAAGUGAUGGAACUGGAAUCAAAGUUAUCCGAGGCGCAGAAGGAGUUUAUAGAGGGUGCACCUACUCGUGCUAAGCGCACGCCCACUGAGUGGAUACCUCGUCCGCCAGAGAAGUUCAGCCUUACCGGCCACCGUGCUACUAUUACUAAGGUAAUAUUUCACCCAGUGUUCAGUUUAUUAGUGUCAUCGAGCGAGGACGCCACCAUCAAGGUGUGGGAUUUCGAAAAUGGCGACUUCGAACGAACCCUCAAGGGUCACACUGACUCUGUACAAGAUAUCGCUUUCGACCAUUCCGGAAAGCUGUUAGUAUCAUGCAGUGCAGACAUGUCGAUUAAGCUGUGGGACUUCAAUCAGACAUUUGAAUGUGUGAAGACAAUGCAUGGUCACGACCACAAUGUAUCAUCUGUGUCCUUUUCGCCCAGCGGUGAUAUUGUCUACUCGGCCAGCCGAGAUAAGACCAUCAAGGCAUGGGAGGUUGCCACUGGGUACUGUGUUAAGACAUACAAGGGUCACCGUGAGUGGGUUCGUAUGGUGCGUGUGUCAGCUGAUGGAAGCCUUCUCGCAUCUUGCUCCAACGAUCAGACUGUGCGCAUCUGGAAUGCUGAUACUAAUGAGUGCAAGAUGGAGCUACGUGAGCACGAGCACGUGGUAGAGUGCGUCUCGUGGGCGCCUGAGAGCGCCGCAGCCGCCGUCAACGAAGCGGCCGGUGGUGACAACCGUCGCGCUAACCACGUAGGACCCUUCCUCGCUAGUGGCUCCAGGGAUAAGUCUGUUAAGAUAUGGGACGUUAGCACCGGCGUAUGCCUGGCGACUCUGGUAGGGCACGACAACUGGGUGCGAGGUGCUGUAUGGCAUCCUGGAGGCCGCUACCUUCUGACAGCGUCUGAUGAUAAGACCCUCCGUGUAUGGGACGUGGCUCACACACGCUGCCUCAAGACUUUGUACGCGCACCAACACUUUGCCACCAGCCUUGAUUUCCACAAAAACUUGCCAUACGUCAUAUCGGGCAGCGUUGAUCAGACGGUCAAAGUUUGGGAGUGUCGUUAAUAGCUUUGCCAUUAUAGUAACUUAAACUCACCGAUGAUAUCAUUAAUUUCACAUUUACGAAAUCUGCAAUCAAUCGAUCGAUAAACGUGAAGAAAAAAUUGAUAUUCAUUCCUCCAUAAUGGUGAUACGUCUAUAAUUACCGAUAACAACACAUUCCAUUCAAGUCGGCUGUUUUUACGAUUAUUUAACUCGCGAUUUUAAAUGAAAUACAGUUUUUUUACGAUUUAAACUUAUUCUCAAUUAUAUUCUUCUCGCUUACAAUACAGUUGAAGGCUUAUUAAUGUUAGCGCCAUCUGUUGCUUCAAUUAUACAUUAUUAAGAAAAAAACGUCUAGGUAUUUUAUUAUCCAGUUUUAAAAGUGUAUUUUAUUUAAAUAUUGGCGGUUAUCACUUUUUGGGUUAACAUCUGACGUAGUCACCGGAACGAUGUGAGGAGCCAAGCUGUGUUAUUUCAUUCUGUUUUUUAGUUAUUUUUAGAAUGUUUAGAUAUAACUUUAUUUGGUAUAGUUAAUUUUUGUCUGCUCUAAAACCUGUACCUUAAUUUGUUAGUUGAAUUCAUGACAAUCAUUGGAUUUGUUCGCUAAUCACAUACUCAUUUCUUGUACAUAUAUUCGUCUCUACACGAUCUCAUUAUGUUUGUUAGCAAGUGCCAACAACAUUAAUGAUCAAGAUUUUUCUCAUAUGGAAUCCUCGCAAAACUUUACUAUUGAAUAGGGGAAUGGCAAGCCGGAAACAUAUAGUAGCUUAAAUAUCCCUGUCUCACUCAGUUUGUUCUCAAAGGAACGAGAUGGAUGCUCUCAUGUUAUUCUCGAGUUCAAAAGUUAAGCAAUAGUAAAGGUUAGCGAAUUGAGGGUAGUUACCCUGCAAAGUCAGAGGCGUGAUCGAUUUAAGUUCGGUUUGUAUCGACGGUAAAUUGAAUAGAACUUAUUUUAAGUUUUGUCAACUCAAAACUUUAACUAUAAGUUAGAGUGUAUAAUUUUUUUAUUUAUUUUACAUGUUCAAUAAAUAUUUUAUUAAAUGUCUCAAACAAAAUUAAUUUGUAGCACAUAAAUUGCGAGUAAGUGAUUUUUUAUGCAACCUAAGUUUACUGUAGCGUUAAUUUUAAGUUUUGUAUAUCAUACAAGUUACGUAAACUGAAGUGUGUGAUAUAAUACUAAUAUUUUUUCUAUCCCGCUUGAGGUAGCUAGAUUCAAAGAUAAUUAUUGAUGCCUGUUUGAAAAUUUUAGUUAUUUAUUGAAAUUGUGGAAUUUGGUUGGCCGUAUUUCUAGAAUAGGGGUAGUGUAGGUCGUAAUAUUAGCUUUGCAGUGCUAAAUGUUGAGCAUCGAAUAGGAGGAGUAAAAUGAUUAUUUAAUGAAUAUUCAUGUUUACUGGAUUUGCUUAGAAAGUGUUGCCAAACUGUCCAUGACAUCGUUUUUAAAAGACUCGGUUAAUACAAUUUAGGGUCAGCUUAAAAUUGAUUAUGUUUACAGAGACAAGUUCAUUUUAUGUAGCUCAUGUCUGAGUGGCAAUACAGUAUCUUAUGUACAACUGAACCAUGCCCAAAUUAUUAGAUCCUUUAAAAUCAGUUGUCUUGGACAGGCCAUAGUGGCAUAGCAUUGUACUUGCAUGGUUAUUUGCUUAUUGUAGAGUCAUAAUGUUCAAGGAGAUUAUAAAUGAGGUAGUUUAUGGAACUGUGUUGGGUGCAUUGUUAUAAUAGAUACUCAUGUUGUGUAAUUUGUUGUGUCUUAGAUUUAAGCUAUAGGUGUUUGAGUUGUUAUGCUAAUAUUCAAUCAAACCUAAAAUAGAAUUUGCCAGCAUGGAGCAUUUUGGAGUUUUAGAGUUUUGUACAUGAAGAAAUUGUAUAAAUUAGCAUAGCAUUCUGUACACCUUGUAGAACACUGCACGCUGUCUUUCUGCCGGUUCUAGUACUGAAACUAAUCACACAAAGCUUUCCAGUAUUGCUAUUUGUACUUUAUAAAGCGCUCAGUGUUUUCUGCCAUUAUAAUCUCCUUGAGAGAAGUUAAUUUGAAGCUUGCAAAUAAUGUAUGUUUUAAAUAAGAAUUUGUAUUACAACUAUUGAGAAAUAGAACUUGCACUUAUAUCAGCAAUGCUUAUCUAAAAUAUUUAAAUUUAAACAAACCUCUUGAUACUUAAUGAGUAUUAGGCCACCUUCUCCACAAGAGGUGCCUAUAUAACCACUGUAUUUAUCUAAAUUUAUAUAGAAUCUUACCUACCAAAAUUUCAUAGAAUUUGGUCUAAUAUUUUCUGUAAAUAAAUCAGAUAUGUCAAUAAAAA